GAUGAGCGGUAAUUUGAUGGGAGAAAAACAUUCACUUAUGUUUCUCUCUCUCUUCUCCUCCCACACGCAUGCUCCCACUGGCAGAGCAUGAUGACUGCAGCAAGCAGCAGCUCUGAGUAGCACCAGUGCGAGCAGGAGAAGGGGUUCUCAGGCAGAAGAGGGUGAUCUGUGUGACUCAUCCAGUGAAACUGAAAGUCUAGAUGUCCAAUUCCACUGCACAUGCUGGUUAGCUUGGUCACGCACGCACAUAUCUCUGGAUACUCGUCUGGCAAAGCGAACAUUCUCAGGAAGGAUUUUGAAAUAUUAUGGAAAGGAUCUGGUUCCGAGAUGGGCAGCCCUAAACAGCCUCAGAGAUUACAGCUGUCAAGACCAGAUGCAGCUAGUGAGACCGUUUCCCUGCGCUCACCUAUAUCUUCUAGAAUCUGGCAGGCCGAAGAUCCUACCCGCAAUUCAGGGUUUGAUGGAGAGGAUCUUUGCAUGAGACACUUCUGUGUCAGUGUACAUGGUGACAAUGAGCCUAUGGAAGGCAGUUUCAGCUUCGACACAGGUGGGGAUGGCAUUUUAGAAGUUCAUAGGGACUUUUCUAUGGAUACUGAUGGGACCUAUACUUUUCAGGAAGUCAGUGAAGAUAAGGCUUCAUUAGAACAAGGUGACUACAAUGUUAGGUCUGCCGAUGAAUCUGAGAUACUGUCUAAACGACCCCUUGAAGAAAGCACAAAAAUUACCUCCAUGUCAGAUGCAAAAGGAGCAUCAGAAAAAGACUUAUCCAAUUCCAAAAAUUUUACAGACUGUAAAGAACAAGUGUUAAUUGCCCCCAGUUUGACGGGAACAAUUCCUUCAAUAGCAGUGAACACAGAUAAAGAUUUUGACAUACGAGGAGAAACAGCAAGAGACAUAUCUUUACUAGACAAGGAGAAGGAAGUUAUUCAUGGAGACUCAGACCUGAUACAGAUCGCCAGUAGUCUUGGUAAUGAAUUAAGUAGAGGAAACGUGGCAGAAGGUUUGGCAGGAUGCAAGAAGGUUGCUAAUGGGGAACAGAGUACAAAAACACACAUAUCUGAGCUGGUGCCUUCAAAGAAGGGCAGUGAUACACAGGAAAAGCAGUAUAGAUCUAUUGCCAUGAGCCCUAUAGUUCCACCAGAUGGAAGCUCAUCUUUCACUUUUCAAACUGGUAUAAGGGCUCAACAAACAUCAUCUGUCCUUUCUCAUGAAGUGAGGACUGAAGGAAAGGAGACCAGCAGGGAAGGGGAUCAACCAAAAGUCCACUCAUUUCGGCCCACUUCUCCUGAUCAUAAUGGUGGGACUGAGACAAAAGUGCAGUAUAGAUCUAUAGCUGUCAGUCCCAUUAUUCCACCAGGCGACUCAUCAUCAUUCACAUUUCAAACAGAACACAGUUCAUUGGCUCGAGAAGCGCUAAAGAUUUGUGGUACAACCCAAAGUACAGAUGCCGGAAGAACAGACAAUUUCCCAAAGACUUGUUCACCUGAGUUUAUCCCUUCAAAUCAUAAUGAUGGAACAAAAUCCAGAGUGGAGUAUAAAUCUGUAGCAGUGAGUCCAAUUAUUCCACCACAAGGAUCUUCGUUUACAUUUCAUACAUUAAGAACUGGUUCCAGUAAUAUGAUGGGGCAACAAGCAACUCACAGCGCAGACUUACUCCCAAAGACAUAUUCCUUUGAAUUGACUCCUCCCAAUCAGGAUGUGAGUACUCAGGCAGACACCAGAGCAGAGUGUGUGUCAGUCGCAGUAAGCCCAAUUAUCCCACCAGAUGGAUCUUCCUCAUUUAUGUUCCAACCAGAACAACUGCUGAAUAUAAUUAGUGGAGGCAAAGAAUCUGAAAACAAAUCUAAUUCUGUAGAAGCAUCACAAGCACAAAAUGAAGAUGUAAGUACACAGGCCGGCACUAGAGUGCAGUGCGUAUCAGUGGCUAUUAGUCCCAUUGUGCUUCCAGGUGGAGCUUCAUCAUUCACAUUUCUAUCAGAGAAGGCGGCUCUUUCACCUGCUACAGAGCACAGCAAGGAUAACAAUAUUAAAAACACAGAUAAUCUCCCAAAAACAUACUCAUUCGAGCUGACUCCUCCAGAUGAAGAAGCCGAGACUGUGACAAAGAUAGAAUACAGGUCAGUAGCAGUGAGUCCAAUAAUACCACCUGAUGAAGUUUCAUUUACUUUCCAAGAUGAAAGGAAAAAGGACUUACGCUGUGUCGAUGUGCUACCUAAAAAAUAUUCUUUUGAACUGACACCUCCUGAUCAAGACAUUGAGACACACACUGACAACAAAGUGGAGUAUGUGUCAGUGGCUGUCAGUCCUAUUAUUAUUCCACAAGAGUCUUCAUCUUUUCCCUUCCAAACAGAUCACAUGACCCCACACCAAGACCAGAUGCAAAAGCAAGAUGCUUGCAGCAUAAGUGCACUUCCCAAAACAUCACUAGUACUGACACCCCAGUAUCAAGAUGUAGGCACCCAAGUGGAUACUACAGUACAGUGUUCAUCAAUAGCUGUCAGUCCAAUCAUACCAUUGCAAGGGUCGUGCUCCUUUGUGUUCCACUCUGAGGGUAUAAAUCAGUCUACAGUAUGCUCACAUUUGCAAGACAAACCGCUUAUGAAAGAUGCAGAGAUGCAAGUGUCCUUUCCAGUUGAAACAAGAUCUAUUGCAACCGACCCGAUGACACCCAGAGUAAAAUCACCAAAGGCAUCUUAUCCUGACGUCCGCGUGAAAGAGGUGAAAACAGACCAUCCAGAGCCAGUGCGGGAGGUCAGCUGGGAUGAGAAAGGGAUGACAUGGGAAGUGUAUGGAGCAUCAAUGGAAGUUGAGGUUCUGGGAAUGGCCAUACAGAAGCACCUAGAGAAACAGAUUGAGGAGCAUGGGAGGCAGAAAGUGAUGACACCUCAAAGUACACGAGGUAGUUCUAUUCGAGCUGCCGCAGGGAAGAUUGAGCCCAAACGUCAACCUGGUGCUUUCCGCACCUUUUUCCACAGUUUCGGGCGACCCCGUUGCUGCUCUCGUGCUGGACCAGCUGUAGAAUGAAUUAACAAGAGAUAAGCCAUUUUUAUAUCCUUUCAGGAAACAAAUCAAAUAAUGAUGUAUUUCAGCACUGGUGCACAAAUGUCAGUUAAAAAGUUUGUACUCAGAGAAACAGCUGACGCGGAGCAUGAUACAGAAGUUCCCCAUCUGAAGGGACAGUUUUUGUGGGCCCAGUAGUGUGCACUAAUGUGACUAAAAAUGUUAUUUGAAUGAUAAGGUAAUUGUGCAGUUCCAUUCUGAUCCAUACAAGGGUUAAGUAAAGUACUAUUUGUAAUGGUUUGCAAUGAAUAAGACAAGUGGGAUCUAUACUGUAUUUUGUUAUAUGAAGAGAUGUUACAUCUUUCUGCACUUAUGUUCAUUUCUUAAGAACAUCCCUGUUUGCUACAACUCCUACAAGCAGAACAGCUCCCGGCUGGUGUGUCUGUGUGACAGGUUUCUGGGCACUUGUUUGUGAGUGGAAACACAUCACCUGUGUCCAUAUACACACGCAAAACUGAAGCCAAAUUAAGCCAUAAUGAUUUUUUUUUCUUUGUACAUAGUGACAGAGAUCACUGAGUGAUUGGGAUAAUUCCCAUAAUCCACUUACUGUACCAUUUGCAGAUGUGUCCCUAAAAACAGAUGUAUGCUCUUAUCUUGUUUUAGGAUUCCUUGUGUUAGCCUGUGUCUCCAUCACAGACCUGAAUAAGAAAGCUUAUUCUAAACCUAGGUGGUUCUGUUAUCCAUCUAACAGGCUGCCUGGUGUAAACUUGUCCAUGUACUUUGAAAUUAUUAUUAUUAUAUAUUAUCAUUUAUUUGCUGCAUAAACUAUACUUUUGCAGUUUGACAUUUUGUGCUAAAAUGGCAAAAUUAAUCAGUUUGCAUUCGUAGGGGGGAAUUCAGUUGUUUGAAAAGUCGGUUGGGUGUCUGUUUUUUCCUGUCUGUCAGAUAGGAAAAAACAGACACUCAAAUGACUUUCAAACAAUUGAAUACCCCCCCUAGUGUCAAGUUACAAUUUAAAAAAAACAACAACAGGCAAUAUGAAAUAUACAGUACAUGUUGCGUUGCAAUUAAGAUAGAUUGUACAUACUGUACUUUUAGCUAAAUAUAUAGUGCAUCUAGUAUGUGGAUUUCUUAUCUGUGGGCAUCUAGCAUUUCAGGCCAGCCCUGUGAAUGGAAUGUGUAUCUGCAUAGUACAGAAGGUAAACAAUUACUGUGACAAUGCACUUGCAUUAUACACUUUUCUAGUUUUUUAAAGUACUAAUUUAAAGCAUAAGAAUGUUUGUCUGGUUGCUGUGGUAACUGCCUUAUACAAGUAACCAUAGCUGUGUAGUUACAUUUAAAUGCGGAAGGUGAACUUUAGAAAUAAGAAAAUAUAAAACAUACUCAAACAAAAAUUGAAAAAUUUGAUACAUUUAAAUGACAUAUAAAUCUAAUCUACAAAUUGACUAAUGAAAAACAGCUGCUGACAGGAUUCACAAUUCUUGUAGCUUGGAAGAACUUGGGAUGUUGAAAUGUUCAAUAUUCUAUUUGUAUGUUCUAAGCAGCUGCAGUUAGUACAAAAUACGGUUCUCUGUAAAUACGAUUUACCUGCAGCAUUUUUAUUUUCCUACAAAGUCUGCACUGGUUCACUCUACAGUCAUAACUUUAGCGUAUAUAUAUCUAGUUCUGAUAAGCUAUUGAAAUUUUUACAUAAAUAUUUCCUAAAGAUACUGUAAUAGUACUUUUAUGUAAGCUAACUUGUGUUUUAUGGUCCUUUAGCUAACAUAUAGCCAGUCAAGAUAUUGUAUUUUAUGGUAAACAUUAUACUACCUUUUCCUUUGUUGACCGUCACUGAUAUUAGAUACCAGGAACAUGACUUUGCUGCAGCCAUUGGUACUACCACUAAAUGGUUUCAACUUGAUCACAUACUGCCCAAAAUUCCAGUCCAAGAGUAUUCCACCUAGGUGUCCAUUAGGGUACAGCUAUCAGAUGCACACACAGACGCCAUAAAUGCAUUUUAGCAUAGUGAUAAGUAAUGCAGAGCUAUGCAUGCACUACAUAGUGAGCUAAGACUGGAGAGCAGGAGGAACUGCAGUUAACCAAUGACUGUACUGACUCUAUGGGGGUAAUUCCAAGUUGAUCGCAGCAGGAACAUUUUUAGCAGUUGGGCAAAACCAUGGGGGUCAUUCCGAGUUGUUCGCUCGUUAAAAAUCUUCGCAUCGCAGCGAUUUUCCGCUUAAUGCGCAUGCGCAAUGUCCGCACUUCGACUGCGCCAAGUAAAUUUGCUAUGCAGUUAGGAAUUUUACUCACGGCUUUUUCAUCGUUCUGGCGAUCGUAAUGUGAUUGACAGGAAAUGGGUGUUACUGGGCGGAAACAGGCCGUUUUAUGGGCGUGUGGGAAAAAACGCUACCGUUUCCGGAAAAAACGCGGGAGUGGCCGGAGAAACGGAGGAGUGUCUGGGCGAACGCUGGGUGUGUUUGUGACGUCAAACCAGGAACGACAAGCACUGAACUGAUCGCAGAUGCCGAGUAAGUCUGGAGCUACUCAGAAACUGCUACGAGGUGUGUAAUCGCAAUAUUGCGAUUACAUCGUUCGCUAAUUUAUGAUGCUAAGAUUCACUCCCAGUAGGCGGCGGCUUAGCAUGAGCAAAUCUGCUAAAAUCCGCUUGCGAGCGAACAACUCGGAAUGACCCCCUAUGUGCACUGCAGGGGGGCAGAUAUAACAUUUGCAGAGAGAGUUAGAUUUGGGUGGGUUAUUUUGUUUCUGUGCAGGGUAAAUACUGGCUGCUUUAUUUUUACACUGCAAUUUAGAUUGCAGAUUGAACUUACCACACCCAAAUCUAUCUCUCUCUGCACAUGUUAUAUCUGCCUCCCCUGCAGUGCACAUGGUUUUGCCCAACUGCUAACAAAGGGGCAGAUGUAUUAACCUGGA
Pseudophryne corroboree (corroboree frog) is the source of this 5910-nucleotide messenger RNA. RefSeq names its product G protein regulated inducer of neurite outgrowth 1 (gene GPRIN1). Gene Ontology annotation, biological process: neuron projection development. The transcript has 3 exons. The record is from RefSeq and is a predicted model, not a curated record. Gene Ontology annotation, cellular component: plasma membrane. NCBI's taxonomy places the organism in Eukaryota, Metazoa, Chordata, Amphibia, Anura, Myobatrachidae. Bases 220 to 3024 code for a protein of 934 amino acids.